Molecule: messenger RNA, 4686 nt
Organism: Apaloderma vittatum (bar-tailed trogon)
Lineage: Eukaryota; Metazoa; Chordata; Aves; Trogoniformes; Trogonidae
Product: lipoxygenase homology domain-containing protein 1-like
Exons: 30
Molecular function (GO): protein binding
Source: RefSeq, a predicted model, not a curated record
UGUCAAGGCCAGGAACGGAGUGAUCUGCUCUUCUUGCCCUGGGCAACGAAUAUUCAAUAUCAGAGCUCUGCCUAUGGAUUUUAUUCCUCUUAUGGCGGCGAGAGCCAGCAUGACAGGAACCAAGUCAACAAAUACGUGGUCCGAGUUUUUACUGGUGAAGUUAGCGGCAGUGGAACAGAUGCGGAUGUCUUCAUUAAUAUCUUCGGUGAGAAAGGAGACACAGGUGUGCGGAAGCUGGACAAUGACAAAGACAACUUUGAAAAGGGAGCAGAGGACAAGUUCACUCUCGAUGCUCCAAAUUUGGGAAGGUUAAGGAAAAUUAACAUAGGGCAUAAUAACAAGGGUGGUUCUGCUGGCUGGUUCCUUGCAAAGGUGAUCAUCGAAGAUAUUGGCAAUAAAUGUGUGUACCAGUUCCCAGUUGGACGCUGGUUUGCUUUAGAUGAAGAUGAUGGAAAAAUCCAGAGGGACAUUCUUGUUGGGGGCACUGAGGCUACAGGUAUUGUGUACAACGUGGCUGUAGUGACAGGAGACAUCAGGGGAGCUGGCACAAACUCCAAGAUCCACGUAAACCUCCAUGGCUCCAAAGGCUUGAAGAACAGCGGGAAGAUUUUCCUGGAAGGAGGUGAAUUUGAACGUGCCAGGACAGAUCUCUUUAACGUGGAGAUAGCUGCUCUCCUCAGCCCUCUCAGCAGAGUCACCAUUGGUCACGAUAAUUGUGGUGUCAGUUCUGGAUGGUUUUGUGAGAAGGUGGUGGUUUACUGUCCAUUCACUGGUAUUGAGCAAACCUUCCCAUGCGGGAAGUGGCUGGAUGAAGAUGAAGGAGAUGGUCUCAUAGAGCGAGAGCUCUACGAAAUGGUCUCCCUGCGCCAGAGAAGACUGAAAAAAAACCCAUGGUCUCUGUGGAUCUGGACAAGUGACAUUAAGAAUGCAGGGACAGAUGCCACCAUCUUCUUCCAGAUCUAUGGAGACAAGGGGAAGUCAGAUGAGAUGAAGCUGGACAACAAUUCAGACAACUUUGAAACUGGGCAGAUUGACAAGUUCAUGAUUGAGCUCCCUGACCUGGGCACAUUUUACAAACUUCGAAUAUGGCACGAGAAAAGAAAUCCCUUUGCUGGCUGGCAUCUGAAUAAGGUAACUCUGCUGAAAACGCUGACAAAAGAAAAAUACUCAUUCAGCUGUGGCCGCUGGCUAGAUAUAAAUGAAGACGACAAUGAGAUCGUGCGGGAGCUCCCUGCGGAGGGAUCUCUAGUGACUGAAGUCAUGCCAGUGAUUAAAUACCGGGUGACUGUUUGCACUGGGACGGUAAGUGGGAGUGGCACAGAUGCCAAUGUCUUCAUCUGCCUCAUCGGUGACCAGGGAGACACGGGAGAGCGCGUUCUCUACAACUGCAUCAACACUGUCAAUAAAUUUGAAAAAGGCAAUGCUGAUGAAUUCUUCGUUGAAGCAGUAACGCUGAAGCAGGUGAGGAGGGUGAGGAUAGGGCAUGAUGGCAAAGGAGGAAGCAGUGGCUGGUACCUUGCUAAAGUGAUAGUGAGGGAAGAAGGACAGCCAGAGAGUGAGGCUGUGGAAUUCCCCUGCUACAGAUGGCUUGACAAAAAUGAGGAUGAUGGUCAGAUUGUCCGGGAACUGGUGCCUGCUGGGGAGUCACCAAUGCUAAAAAAUGUCAGUUAUCAUAUCAGCGUGAAGACAGGAGAUAUCCCUGGUGCCAGCUCAGACUCCAAAGUUUUCAUCAAACUCUACGGUGAAAAAGCAGACUCCAGCAAAGAGGCUCUCUUAGUCUCUGAUAAUGAUCUAGGCAAUUAUUUUGAACGUGGUCGAGUGGAUGAGUUUACUCUAGAUAUGAUGGAUAUUGGGAAGAUCAACCGAAUACUGAUUGGACACGAUAACGUGGGUCUCCGAUCUGGCUGGUUCCUGGCCAGUGUCCAGAUCACGGUUCCAGUCCAGGGAAGGCAGUACAUGUUCCCCUGCAACCGAUGGCUUGACAAAGAUGAAGCUGAUGGCAGGGUGGAGGUGGAGGUCUACCCAAGUGAGAUUGUGCCUAUUGAGAAAUUGAUAAACUAUGAGGUGUCUGUUGUUACUGGAGAUGUGCGGGCUGCAGGCACCAAUGCCAAAGUCUUCAUGCAGAUUUACGGCGAGACUGGCAAAACGGAACUCAUUACCUUGGAAAACAGAUCGAACAACUUUGAACGUGGAGCCACAGAUAUCUUCAAGAGAGAGGCUGCAGAUGUUGGCAAGAUUUAUAAGAUUCGAAUAGGCCAUGAUGGGAAAGGCAUUGGGGAUGGCUGGUUCCUGGAGAGUGUCACACUGAAGCGGCUCUCCACGAAGAUGAAGGAGUCUGAUAAAAAGAAGAAAAAGAAGUCUGAAGAGGAGGAAGAAGAGGAGACCAAGGUGGAAGAAGUAAUGGAUGUCUAUACAUUUGUGGCACACCGCUGGCUGGCUAAAGAUGAAGGAGAUAAGGAGCUUGUGGUGGAGCUGAUUCCUGAUGAAGAAUCUGCCCUGGAGGAGAAUACGUACGAAGUCCACGUUCUCACUGGGAAUGUGUGGGGGGCUGGGACAGAUGCUAAUGUCUUCCUGAGCAUCUAUGGCGUAGGAAGAGGAGACACGGGUGAGCGCCAGCUGAAAAGGUCGAAUAAUCUCAACAAGUUUGAAAAGGGCCAGGUCGAUGUGUUCACCAUCAAAGCCAUUGACCUGGGUGAGCUGAAGAAGCUGCGGAUCCGCCACGAUAACUCUGGUGCUAGCCCAAGCUGGUUCCUGGAGAGGGUAGAGAUUGUUGACCUCAAGGAGAGCACCACGUAUUAUUUUCCAUGCCAGCGGUGGUUAGCAGUUGAGGAAGAUGACGGUCAGAUUGUCAGGGAGCUGGUCCCAGUGGAUGAAGCAUUUGUAAAGAAAGAUUCGGGAAAUGAUGGCCAGUCUCUUGCAACGCUGGGCCUGGAACAGAAAGCUAAAUCAACAACAUACACUGUGAAAGUGAAAACUGGGGACAAGAAGAACGCUGGGACAGAUGCCAAUGUCUUCAUCACUCUCUAUGGAAGUAAAGACGAUACAGGGAUAGUCAGUCUAAAGGCCUCAAAGAUUAACAAGAACAAAUUUGAGCGUGGGAAGGUAGAUGAGUUUACAGUGGAGUCCGUGGACAUUGGAGACCUGAAAAAAAUCAAGAUAGGCCAUGACAAUAAAGGUAAUUCAACUGGCUGGUUUCUGGAAUGGGUGGAGAUUGAUGCCCCAUCACUGGGACAGUGCCUCAAGUUCCCAUGUGGCCGUUGGCUGGAUAAAUCAGAGGAUGAUGGAGCCAUUGAGAGAAUUAUCUUCCCUGCAGAAUUGCAGACAAGAGAAUAUAUACCAUUUGUUCCUUAUGAGAUCACAGUCUACACCAGCGAUAUCUUUGGAGCUGGCACAGACGCAGAUGUCUUCAUUGUUCUCUAUGGAAGUGAUGGGAUCUGCACUCAGCAGAAAUCCCUGUGCCUCAACAAGAGAGAGCAAAGGAUGUAUUUUGAAAGGAACUCAGUGAAUCAGUUCAUUGUUGAGCUGGAGGACAUUGGUGAUAUUAUUGAAAAGAUCCGCAUAGGACACAGGGGUGGAGGACUGAACUCGGGAUGGCAUUUGGAUCGUGUGGCUGUUCGGAGGCUGUUGCCAAAUGGGAAGGGCUCAGAAACUGUCACAUUUCCAUGUGAAAGAUGGCUUGCAAAAUCUGAAGACGACGGUGAGAUUAUUAGAGAACUGGUACCAUCUGAUAUUUUCACUGAAAAACUCAUGAAGGACGGGACACUCAAGCAGACAGAGGAAGAAGUUGAAGACCCCUUAGAAGUUCACACAUACAAGAUCAGUGUUUUCACUGGAGAUAUCUAUGGUGCUGGGACAGACGCUAAUGUUUUCCUAAAUAUCUAUGGAGAUCUGGGAGACACAGGAGAGAGAAAACUCAGCAAAUCUGAAACGAACUUCAACAAGUUUGAAAGAGGGCAGGAGGAUACGUUUACUCUCCAGGCUGUGGACCUUGGCAUUUUGUACAAGAUCAAGAUUCGUCAUGACAACAGCAUGUUCAGUCCUGACUGGUUCCUGGAGAAAGUGGAGAUCCUGGAUGAGACCACGGAGGAGUCAUUUGUUUUCCUGUGUGAGCGCUGGCUCUCUAAAAAGAAAGAGGACAAGAAGAUAGAGCGUACACUUUAUGAACAGAGCUAUGAUGGUGAGCGCAACAGCCUGGAUGACUCAUCUCUCAGCCUGUCGAGCCAGGAUAGCAACACAAACCUGAAGGAGAUGAAGAAAUCCAGGUUGGUCAAGGCAGCAGAAGAAGGAUCACUGAUCCCAUACCACAUCACCGUCACCACAGGCACGGAAUACGACUCCAGCACUGACAGCCGAGUGUACAUCAUCAUCAUGGGUCCUCAGAAAGUGCAAACGGAGAGGCUGUGGCUGGAUCUCCCAGAAGGAAAAGACGAGUUUGCAGAUGGCUCUGUAGAGAAAUUCUCUGUUUGGGGCCUAGAUGUUGGGGAGAUCAAAAAAGUGGAGGUGGGGCAUGAUGGUGCUACCCCAGAGAGCUGCUGGCUAGUGGAAGAGCUCACCAUUGUCGUGCCCACAAAAGGCGUCAUGUAUAACUUUGCCUGUAAAUGCUGGCUGGCCAGAGACAAAGGUGAUGGUCUCACCUCACGACAGCUCAACAUCCUGGAUGCAGACUGUGUUAACAUCGGCCUGAAG